UGGCAGCUUUGUUUGUUUUGCGGAAUCAACAGAUCGAGACGAAGCCAAGCCAAGCCAAGCGCAGUCCAGCAGCAUCAUGCCUACUUCAAGAUUGGAAGACUACGAAGUUCUGUACACCAUCGGGACCGGCUCUUAUGGAACCUGCAAGAAAGUUCGGCGGAGGACCGAUGGCAAGGUCCUGGUAUGGAAGGAGAUGGACUAUGGCACCAUGUCAGAGGCGGAGAAGUCGAUGCUGGUGUCAGAGGUGAACCUGCUGCGAGAGCUGAAGCACCAGCACAUUGUGCGGUACUACGACCGCAUCAUCGACCGCAGCAACACCACCAUCUACAUCGUCAUGGAGUACUGUGAGGGCGGAGACCUAGCUAGCCUCAUCUCCAGGUGUCGCCGGGAAAGGCGAUACUUGGAAGAGGACAUGAUCUGGAAGCUGUUCUUCCAAAUCUGCCUGGCGCUGAAGGAAUGUCAUAACCGACGCGACGGGAAAACCUUCCUGCAUCGUGACCUGAAACCUGCCAACGUGUUUCUGGAUGCUAACAAGGAUGUGAAGCUGGGAGACUUUGGGCUGGCGAGGGUUCUGGCCCAUGAUACGAGCUUCGCCAAAACUUUUGUUGGGACGCCAUACUAUAUGUCUCCGGAACAAAUGAACAACAUGUCGUACAAUGAAAAAUCAGACAUCUGGUCACUAGGAUGCCUCAUCUAUGAACUCUGCUCCUUGUCGCCACCCUUCCUGGCAGCCAAUCAGAAGCAGCUGGCAGUGCGUGUGCGGGAGGGGAAGUACCGCAGAGUUCCGUAUCAGUACUCAGAUGAGCUGAACUCUGUCAUCGGCUCCAUGCUCAACAUCACGGAUGAUCGCAGGCCAGACAUUGAGACAUUGCUUCAGACACCACAGCUGGCCUCUCGGCUGAGAGAGUACAACGGUAAGAAUGACAAAGCCGAGGCCCCACGCCGCAGGUCGCGCGAGGAUGUGGGGGAUCGCAGGCGAUCGCGAGAGAAAGAGGACCUGUUGAAGCAGCGCGAGGAUGCUCUUGUGGCGAGGGAGCGUUCCUUGGAGGACAAAGAGAAGGAGGUGGAGGCCCGAGAGAAAAACCUAGCAGUGAGGGAAAAGAUUGUGGAAGACAAGUUAGCAAGGGCGGAGUCACUGAUGAAGCAGUACACUGAGCUGGCUGUUGCCAAGGCCAACCGGGCACUGGCUGAUUUUGACAUAAAUGCUGACGACACAUGCACAGAGAAAUCCCCGUCUAAGAAGAAGGUGCAUUUCUCCAUCCUCCCCGGGAAGGAGAAUGAGCGGGCCGAUGAUGACCUGGGAUCAAGCUUUAUCUCCCAGUACAAUGGCUACAAGGCGGGCGGGAACAAAGCGGAUCUGAAGGCACGACUUGACCGGGCCAGGAUACGGGGUGUGGCGCUCAAGCAUGUGGAGGCUAACGCCACCUUCAAGAGUAGACAGCUACUCGGCAUGAGAUAGACUGGAAUAAUUUAAAGAAAUGUCAGAGAAAAGCACAAUUUAGUUUGUAUGGGAUAGACUUGAGGAAAUUUCGAUAAAAGUUAGGAGAAAAGACAUUCAUCUGAACAACUGAUAUCCCCAAAGUGUAUUUAACUUGAAAUUAGCAGUACAGUAUAACUGUAGAGUUGUCCCUGUGGGAAUUUCUUCUCAAAAACCACAUUUGAUUGAUGGUUGCUAUGCAAAUGACGUGAUUGCAAUAUGAUUUUUCCAUUGAUCACUUUUGCCAACUGUGCCAUGUACAUAGUCCCUAUUGCCUGAACAAAUAACUGUAAAUAUUCUGUAAAAAAACAAAAACAGUACAUGAUUGAAGAAAACUUUUCAAGUAUGCAGUGUUUACAUUUUUAUUGUGUUAUGUUGUGUGAACAUAGUAUGUCUAGUCUUACAAAUAAAUCUAUUAGUAUUUGUGAAGAAACUGUU
Molecule: messenger RNA, 1915 nt
Organism: Branchiostoma floridae (Florida lancelet)
Lineage: Eukaryota; Metazoa; Chordata; Leptocardii; Amphioxiformes; Branchiostomatidae
Product: serine/threonine-protein kinase Nek2-like
Exons: 9
Coding region: 77-1459 (460 amino acids)
Biological process (GO): protein phosphorylation
Molecular function (GO): ATP binding; protein kinase activity
Source: RefSeq, a predicted model, not a curated record